This is a messenger RNA of Paramecium primaurelia, 1289 nucleotides long. Lineage: Eukaryota; Ciliophora; Oligohymenophorea; Peniculida; Parameciidae. The record is from the annotation of a GenBank genome assembly.
AUGGGACAAGUCUGCUAUAGAGAUUAUAAUGAAUCACAAUUACUCAAUUCCACAGAUGCCAAAAAACCUGAAUCUAUUCAAGGAUCUAUGAUCAAAUCUAAUCGUAAUUACAUAAUCAAAUAAGAGCUAGCGGAGAGUGUAUACAAACCCAAAAUGUUUUAGAUAUAUAGGAUGAUCCUGAAUUUUAAAUGGAAAAUGAUGAAUUUCUCCGACUUUCAAAUGUAUUCCAUAUUUUUAUAUAAACCAAGAAAAAUACACAAGAAAUGGAUAUUGGAAAUAAAAUAAAUGAAAAAGACCCAAACUCUGCUCCUUCAUCGAAAGUUAACAUUGAUAGUUUUAGAUUGCUGAAAGUUUUGGGUAAAGGUUCUUUUGGUAAAGUAAUGCUUGUUUAAUACAAAUCUAAUGGUAUCUUUGAAGUAAUUUCUAGGUAAGUAUUACGCAAUGAAAGUUCUUUAAAAAAAAAAUAUAUAAAAUGAACGAUAAAAGAGACAUACUGAAACAGAGAGAAUCAUUUUAGCCAAUUGUUCUAGUCCCUUCAUAGUAAAAUUGAGAUAUGCAUUUUAAUCACCCUACAAAUUAUAUUUGGUUGUUGAUUACUUACCAGGGGGUGAACUCUUCUUCCAUUUAAGAAAAGUGGUCAGAUUUGAUGAAAUAAUAGCUAAAUUUUAUGCUGCUGAAAUUCUUUUAGGCUUAUAAUAUUUGCAUGAAAUUAAUAUCAUUUAUAGAGAUCUAAAGCCAGAAAAUAUUUUAUUAGAUGAUAAAGGUCAUAUUCGAUUGACUGAUUUUGGAUUAUCUAAGAUUAUGUUAGAUAAUGAUAAAACAGCUUUUAGUCUAUGUGGAACUCCUGAAUAUUUAGCACCUGAAAUAUUAACUGCAAGUAAUUAUACAUAAUGAUUAGAAACUGGAUAUGAUAAGACAUGUGAUUGGUGGAGUUUUGGUGCCUUACUUUAUGAAAUGUUAGUUGGAUCUCCUCCUCAUUAUAGGGAUAAUAAAAAGGAAAUGAUAAGAAAAAUAUUGACUCAACCUAUUCCAUAUCCAUCAUUUCUAUCUGAAUCAGCCAAAUAAUUAUUAUAAUAAUUGUUGGUUAUUGAUGUAUUUAGAAAACACAAUUAUAUUAGCCUAAAAAGAGAUUAGGAUUUGAAUAGGAUGGAUAUGAAAUCAUGUAACAUAGUUUCUUUGAAUCAAUCAAUUUCCAAGAAAUGGCUAUUUAAAAAGUAUAUUAAAAUUAUGAAAUAGAUAAAACCUCCUUAUGAAUUUGACAAAAAAGAAUUGAAAUAUUUUGAUGAGGG